Messenger RNA from Brachypodium distachyon (stiff brome), 840 nucleotides. Its product is annotated as 50S ribosomal protein L29, chloroplastic. Gene Ontology annotation, biological process: translation. Bases 62 to 547 code for a protein of 161 amino acids. Gene Ontology annotation, molecular function: structural constituent of ribosome. NCBI's taxonomy places the organism in Eukaryota, Viridiplantae, Streptophyta, Magnoliopsida, Poales, Poaceae. The transcript is spliced from 2 exons. The record is from RefSeq and is a predicted model, not a curated record. Gene Ontology annotation, cellular component: ribosome; chloroplast.
CCCUUAUCCUCGAGCCCAAACUGCCGGAGCGCAAACGCGAGCUGAGAACGCAAACGCGAAGAUGGCGACGAUGUCCCUCGCCGCGGCCUCACCCCUCACCUCCGCUCCCCGCGGCGUAGCCGUAUCCACGUCCGGCACGGCAUUUUGCGGCCUGCGCGCAGGCGGCGCAUCCGCGGCGCGGUUCUCGGGACUGGCGGCGGCGCCACCGGCGUCGGGGAGGGGCGAGGCGGCGGUGGUGAGGAUGGCGAAGAGGGAGCAGGAGUUGGAGGAGAUACGCGCCAUGGAGACGGAGAAGCUGGAGGAGGAGGUGGUGGACCUGAAGGGGGAGCUCUUCCUGCUCCGCCUCAAGCGCUCCGCGCGCCAGGAGUUCAAGUCCAGUGAGUUCGGCCGCAUGCGCAAGAGGAUUGCUCGUCUGCUGACUGUAAGAAGAGAAAGGGAAAUUGAACAAGGAAUCAACAAAAGAAUGUCUAGGAAGCUUGACAGGAAAUGGAAGCUCGGCAUUGUGGUUAGACCACCACCAUCUCUAAGGGAGAAAAAGGAGGACUAAAAACUAACAGAGCAGGCAAUCUACCCAAGUCAGUUCCAUGCAAUGUCUUGAAAGAAGGUUUCUUUCUGUUUGUGGUUUCAUCCCUUAUCGUGAUUUGUUCUGUAAUUCAGAGUAACAUUUUCCAAGUCCUUGCUGCCAGAACCAGAAGUUCUAUUACCAAUUCCUUUUGUAAAUUCAGUUUGUUUGGAAGUUCUGCCUCUCUGUUCUAUCCAUGUAUGCUCUUGUUUUCUUGCUGUAUGAACUACGCAUAAGGAGCAUGUGCUAUUCAGUUGUCAAGGCUAGGCAGCUCCCCA